CAUGUGCCAAAGAACCGAGUCGGCAAUGAGUUCUGAUCCCAAACUGCAAAAAUCAGAAGCUGUAGCUUAAUCGAGUUCGACUUUCGAGCUCGUGCUUGGAUCUGUUUUCUUUUCUUUCUAAUUUGAUUUUCUUUUGUUCAUUAGAAAGAGAAUUGAAUUGAAUUGAUGGAUCUGAGAGGUUCCGUUUUGUUCUUGGCCAUUAUUCUGAUUGUUGAAACAUGCUUCGUCGUUGCGAAUGGGAAUUUCGUGUUCCAGGUGGAGCGUCGAAAAACGCGUUUGGGAUUAAGCGAUAUUAGAGCGCGUGAUGAUCGUAGAAGAGGUAGGAUUCUCUCUGCGGUGGAUCUCAACCUUGGCGGCAAUAGUCAACCUACCGAGACCGGGCUGUAUUUUACAAAACUUGGGCUUGGUUCUCCUCCAAAGGACUACUAUGUUCAGGUUGAUACAGGAAGUGACAUUCUCUGGGUAAAUUGUGUUGAUUGCGCAAGAUGUCCCAAGAAAAGUGAUAUUGGUAUAGACUUGACUCUCUAUGAUCCAAAGGAAUCCAAAACUUCAGAAUUGGUUCCUUGUGACCAUGAAUUUUGCUCUUCCACAUACGAUGGUCCAAUUCCUGGUUGCAAGGCUGAUAUUCCCUGCCCAUACAGCAUAACUUAUGGGGAUGGAAGUGCAACUUCUGGAUACUACGUGCAGGACUACCUUACUUUUAACCGUGUUAGUGGUAAUCUCAAUACCGCACCGCAAAAUAGCAGUGUCUUUUUUGGGUGUGGCAAUGUACAGUCUGGGACAUUGGGGUCAUCUUCUGAUGAAGCCCUUGAUGGAAUAAUUGGUUUUGGACAAGCAAAUUCUUCGGUGCUUUCACAGCUUGCUGCAUCUGGAAAGGUGAAAAAAAUAUUUUCACACUGCCUUGACAAUGCUAAGGGUGGUGGAAUAUUUGCCAUAGGGGAAGUGGUGGAACCAAAAGUCAAAACAACUCCAUUGGUACCAAGAAUGGCACACUACAAUGUCAAUUUGAAGGAUAUUGAGGUUGGUAGUGAUAUUCUACAACUUCCGACCGAUAUAUUUGAUUCUGGAAGUGGGAAGGGAACUGUAAUAGACAGUGGAACAACCUUGGCUUAUCUCCCAAGCAUGGUUUAUGACCAACUAAUUACAAAGGUCUUGGCUGGGCAGCCUGAACUGAAAUUAUAUCUCGUUGAGCAACAAUUUACUUGUUUCGAGUAUAGUGGAGAUAUUGAUGAUGGAUUCCCAGUUAUCAAGUUUCAUUUUGAGGAUUCUAAGAGGCUUACUAUUCAAUUUUGGUGUUUCUUGGUUGUCUCUCCCCAGGGUGAUAUCUGGUGUAUUGGAUGGCAGAAAGGUGUCUCACAAAGUAAAAAUGGAAGGGACAUGACUCUUCUUGGAGAUUUGGUGCUAUCAAACAAACUAGUCGUAUACGACCUUGAAAAUAUGGCCAUUGGAUGGGUUGACUACAAUUGCUCUUCUAGCAUUAAAGUGAAGGAUGAGAAGACUGGAACAGUAUAUACAGUGGGUGCACACAAUCUAUCUUCAGCUUCUACCUUCUUAAUUCGAAGAAUAUUGACAUUCUUUUUGUUGCUAAUUCCCGUGUUAAAUUGUUUAACUAACUAGGUUCUUGUGUUAUACGAGGGAUGUGUCAUUCAUUCAAUUUUUGUUGUACCAUAAUUCGUUUUGUGAUAAAUGUGCAGUGUUAACGAUAUGGUAUAGUUUAAAUAUUUAUCAUUAAUGUAUCCCCCAAAAAGAAUAUCAUUGAAAAAAGGGCAUCCUUUUUUUUGUAUAACUACUACUUUCUUCUUCUCUAGGAAACAUUUUAUAUGUUCUUUUCAAUGCAUGUUGAAGCCAUCAGAAAUGCCUUGCAUGUUGUGUUUCUGGUGCGAUGUAUUUGCAUUUCUCUAUUUCUUGUCAAUAAUACAAAUUUUUAGGUUUUGUAAAGAUAAAAAAUGUACACUGUAAUUUGUGGUUUACUAAAGAACCUGCAGCAUUACGAUGAAUUAAUAAUUUAAAGGAUAGCGAGUGAUAGAGACGCUGAUGUGGACAGUUAGUUAGAGUUGAUUGUUAGUUAUGGCAGCUAGGCACAAUCUUUAACUGUAGUUAAGUAGAGUGAAUUAGAUGAUUUGCUUGUAACUUAAACCACUGCACAAUAUAUAAGCAUGGCUCCUGUAUCAUUCACCUCAAGAAA
Messenger RNA from Arachis duranensis, 2185 nucleotides. Its product is annotated as aspartic proteinase 36. The record is from RefSeq and is a predicted model, not a curated record. The transcript is spliced from 10 exons. Bases 166 to 1617 code for a protein of 483 amino acids. Gene Ontology annotation, molecular function: aspartic-type endopeptidase activity. NCBI's taxonomy places the organism in Eukaryota, Viridiplantae, Streptophyta, Magnoliopsida, Fabales, Fabaceae. Gene Ontology annotation, biological process: proteolysis.